Messenger RNA from Nanorana parkeri, 948 nucleotides. RefSeq names its product olfactory receptor 5A1-like. Gene Ontology annotation, cellular component: membrane. The coding region runs from base 1 to 948 and encodes 315 amino acids. The record is from RefSeq and is a predicted model, not a curated record. Gene Ontology annotation, molecular function: olfactory receptor activity; G protein-coupled receptor activity. NCBI's taxonomy places the organism in Eukaryota, Metazoa, Chordata, Amphibia, Anura, Dicroglossidae. Gene Ontology annotation, biological process: G protein-coupled receptor signaling pathway. The transcript has a single exon.
AUGGAGACGAGAACGUGGAACUACACGGAAGUUGAGGAAUUCAUUCUCUUGGGGCUGACCAGUCACCCAAAGCUGCAGAUUGUUUUAUUUGUGGUAUUUCUUAUCACUUAUGUUGUAUCCCUUAUGGGUAAUGUCCUUAUUAUUUUUAUCAGCAGGACAAGCCCCCGUCUCCAUACACCAAUGUAUUUCUUCUUGAGUAACUUAUCAUUUUUGGACAUAUGGUACACCUCCAGUAUAGUUCCAAUAAUGCUCAAAAACUUUUUGUCACAGAAGAAAAGUAUAUCGUUUGAGGGCUGUUUCACACAACUGUUUAUACACCUAUGUUUAGGAGGCUCUGAGUGCUACCUUCUCUUAGCAAUGGCUUACGAUCGCUAUGUGGCUAUUUGCAGCCCUUUACACUAUACCACCAUUAUGCAUCCAAGUUUAUGCAUUAAAAUGGCAGGUGGCUGUUGGACUGGGGGUCUUAUAAACUCAUUAAUUCACACAUUGGUUGCAUUGCGAUUGUCAUUCUGUGGCCCAAAUGUCAUUAAUCAUUUCUUCUGUGAGAUUCCAUCUGUAUUAGAGCUGUCCUGCACAGAUGCUUCUCUCAAUAAGACCAUAAUUUUCCUCUGUGCUAUUUUGGUAGUUAUGGGCCCAUUUUUCCUCAUUCUCAUUACAUAUGGGUACAUUAUCUCCAGUAUACUUAAGAUCAGUACAUCAGUGGGCCGGAAGAAGGCUUUUUCCACUUGUGCUUCACACAUUAUUGUAGUCACUUUAUUCUAUGGUACAAUCAUUUUUAUGUACAUGAGACCAGGAGACACUCAUGUGGCCAACCAGGAUAAAAUGGCCACCUUGUUCUAUAGUGUUGUGACUCCAAUACUCAACCCUCUCAUCUACACAUUGAAAAACAAGGAUGUUAAAGGAGCAUUGCUAGAGAUCACAAUAAAAGGUUUCCGACUGUUCAUAUAA